AUGGAUGGAAAAAGUAAUUCCAACUGGAUUGUUAAGGAUGAUGAAACAAAUUCAAUUUUUAAUGGAUUUAUUGCAGAAAAAUCAUUGUGUUCAGAUUUUUCUUCAUUAAAAAUGAAAAAUGAUGAUGAUCAAGAAGAGUCAUCCUCAGAUCUCACUAAUCAUCUUCCUUUAAAGAGUGGAUUGUCUAUGUUUUUUCAAGGGAAGGCAAAGUCUUUUGGUUCUUUAGCAAGGGUAAAAAACAUAGAAGAUCUUUCUAAGAAAGAGAAACCAAAUAAAGUGAAAUCAUGCAAGAAAUUUGGUUUGAGCAUUUCAAAGGCAACCAUAGCAAAGAAAUCUUCAAAAGGAUUAUGUUCUAGAAAAAGGAGUUUAUUUUGA
Vicia faba (fava bean) is the source of this 375-nucleotide messenger RNA. Lineage: Eukaryota; Viridiplantae; Streptophyta; Magnoliopsida; Fabales; Fabaceae. The record is from the annotation of a GenBank genome assembly.